CGGCGGGGGCAGCAGAGGCCGCUGUGAGGAGCUCUGCGCUCGCGCCGCCGCCGCCCUCGCUUCUGUGCGCGCCUGGUGCCUUCGGCUCCGCUCCCGGGAGGGAACCUGUUAUAAGAGUCAGUAAAUCCAGUGGAAAAUGGCCUUCAGUGAUCUUACAUCGAGGACUGUGCGUCUUUACGAUAACUGGAUCAAAGGUGCCGAUCCAAGAGUUGAAGACUGGCUCCUCAUGUCCUCACCUCUGCCACAAACCAUCAUCCUGGGACUCUAUGUCUAUUUUGUCACUUCUGUGGGACCAAAGCUCAUGGAGAAUCGAAAGCCCUUUGAACUCAAGAAAGCAAUGAUAACAUACAAUUUUUUCAUAGUACUCCUUUCUAUGUAUAUGUGUUAUGAGUUUGUGAUGUCUGGCUGGGGUACAGGUUAUUCAUUUCAGUGUGAAAUUGUUGAUUAUUCACGGUCACCUGCAGCUUUGAGAAUGGCACACACCUGCUGGCUUUAUUACUUCUCCAAAUUUAUUGAGCUAUUAGAUACUAUCUUUUUUGUUCUGCGUAAGAAAAAUAGCCAAGUUACUUUCCUGCAUGUCUUCCAUCAUACCAUCAUGCCAUGGACCUGGUGGUUUGGAGUCAAAUUUGCUGCAGGUGGUUUGGGAACAUUCCAUGCCUUUCUGAAUUCAGCUGUACAUGUAGUCAUGUAUUCCUACUAUGGACUGUCUGCAUUGGGACCAACCUACCAGAAAUAUUUGUGGUGGAAAAAAUAUUUGACAUCAUUACAGCUUGUGCAGUUUAUCAUUGUCACUAUCCACAUAAGCCAGUUCUUUUUCAUGGAGGAUUGCAAGUACCAGUUUCCAAUAUUUCUGUACAUCAUUAUGAGUUAUGGGUGCAUUUUUCUGCUGCUGUUCCUCCAUUUUUGGUACCGUGCUUAUACCAAAGGUCAGAGGCUGCCCAAAACGAUGAAAAAUGGAGUCUGCAAAAGCAAAGAACACUGAAAUGCAAGCACAACAUGCAAGCACAUCUAUGAUUAAGACUGAUAUCUUGUCUUCCUUGACAAUCAAGAAUCUUUACAUGUGCAGUGCAUUUUGUAUAUUUUUCAAAACCAAGAGCUUGUAUUUUUAUGAUGAGUUAUAGGGGUUUCUGAUAUUUGGAAGCUUGAAGCUCCCAGAUAGCAAUCUUCUGGUAAUUAGAGCCUAGAGCAGGUAGAAGAUUUUCAGUUACUUUUAAAUAUGAACUAAAGGUUUUGUUUAAUACAUUUUGCUGCACUGAAAGGAGGAUAUGAAACAGUACAGCACUCUUCAAAGUCCAGUAUAGAUGAAAAAUGUCUCUAGAUAUUUUGAACAUGGAGAAGAGAUCCAUGCAGUAUAAUAGAUUCCUUCUGCCAGGUCUGAAAACCUCUAGCUGCUGGCUCUGGCUUUGUUGCUUGUUGACUAUAUUCAGAAGACACUAUAUCUGUUCUAGAGUUAAAUUCCUGUUCUAAAGAGCUAACACAAGUGAACAUGAAGUGAAUUUUUUUUUAAUAAGUUGUCUCUUAAAAUCACUGAUGAUAACUUAAUGAAUCUCUUGAGCAGCUGCCAACAGCUUUGCUGGUGACUUCUCACAACACUUCUGUUGUAUGAAAUGUUUUAAAAGUAACAAGCAUUUCAGUUAGUACAUUGAUGUACUUGACACUAAGGUUAAGAUAUUAAAUAAUGUGAUUUGUUCUGAAGGGAUAUGAGCACUGUACUGUUACUGUUUUGCAAUUAACAUUGUAUAUCUCUGGAAAGAGGUCUAUUUAUCCAUGGAAAAAGUACUCUGUAGUUCAGUGGGAAAACUCGCUUGUAUUACAAUUUCACUUUCUCAUGGUUUAAUGAUUCUUAUCUUGGUUAAAAAUAUAUUGGUUAAAUACUUAAAUGUUAAUAUCAGUAGUGCACUGCAGGUACCCUCAAAUCAUAAAUAGUUUUAGGCUACUCAUUAUACAUGAUUUCCAGAGAAGGGUUAGCGUAGCUUGUGAAGCAGCUGGAUACAAAUGGUAAAACAGAGGCUAUUCAGAGAAGAUUUGGUCACAUGAGGGCCAUUUUACCUUUUUAAUAUAGAAAGAAAAGAAAAAGAAGGAGAAAGAGGGGAAGAGAGAGACUAACACUAUAUAAUAGUUAUUGUUAGAGACAGACUGCAUGGAAAAGUAUUUCCUGAAUUGUGAGUUAACAGCCUGAAUUUCUUUUUUCAAAUCUGUAAAAUGAAGGACUGAAGGAAAGAAAUUCAUUUUUAUUAGGUUUUGUUUCUUUAAAAUUGUUAUUUUCCAAAAUGUUCUUGUUGUCACAUUUUCUUGUUGGAGUACCAAAACUACUGAAUAGUUUUGUCCAAGAAAUAGCAGUAUUUGGACAUUUCUGAAGUUUUCUAUAUUAUUUUUUCUUGUUAUAUUUAUACCUGAUUUUAAAUGACUGUUUAAUGCUUGUAUGACUUUAAACAGUUAGCACUUACGGGCCCCAGUUACUAUGUAAUACACAGUGAUACUUACUGUGCAACAAAGCUAACUGUAAACUUCUAUAGUUAUGUGUCUUCCUAAUCCAUUGUUACACUAUGGCCUUCUGUCUGCACACUUCACAGAUUCAUAAGGUUAAUUGCCUUUAAGUGACCUUCAGUGAUUUCACUUACUAUAUGAGACCAUGAUGAUUGAUAUAUGGGGAAUUUCACAUUUUUUUGUAAUAAAGAGUAAAGAACAGGAAAGCACAACUAAAAGAAAUAGCAACUCCCAUUUAUUUCAAUGGGUGGGUCUUAGGGUUCCUUAAGUGUUUACUUUUUUGGCUCUUGGUAUCCUGUGCUAAAAUGAGAGGACAAGGUAGGUGCUGUUAUACAUACAUAGGAGUCCCAAAAGAUCUUGUGUAUGGCAAGACCAAAAGAAAGCAAAAACAAAAAAAGAACAGGAGAGUUUGCUGUAUUUUCUUAGAUGCUUUCCAACCUGCAUAAAACAACUUCUAACCUCCCCUGUGGUCUUUAAAAUGCUUGACUUUCCUGUGAUCCAGUAGCAACAUGUGAUAAAAGGGUGGGAACCACAUUCUAAAUUAUAUGAAUUGAAAUGGAAAGCUAUAAUUGAUAUGAAAAGAGAUCACAAUUGGUAGAAGUAUCCUCCAUAUAAACAUCAGGAGAUCAAGAUGAAUGUCACUGAAUAUAGAAUUUGUAUGGGCAAUGUUUUAUUAAAAGAGCCUUUGUGUAGUCACAUAGAGUUUCUGUUGGGGUUUCAUCCCACUUUUCAGGACAUUUUUGCCUUUGGUUUUGUUUGUCUAACAAACAGAAAGCUCAGUUACACAAUCUGGUUUCUGAUAUAAAGCUCUAUGACUUCUGAGGAUCUAUAUCUAUACUGUAAAUAAACAAGUACAAACAUUUAAAUAUCAAUGGGACAUUGCCAUUUUACUAUAUUAAUUCUUAUAAAGUAAAAUUCUUCAUUCAGCAGACUACAUUGUCAACAUAAAUUAUAAAAUUAUGAGAUUACAUUGCCUCGAUAAUCCCUUAUUUCUGUUAAUUUAAAGACUGGAAAAUUCCAUGGAUACUGUCAAAGUUUGGGAUUGUGUUCUCUUUGUAUUGUAAUAAAGUUAUGGGAUUACGUGUA
This is a messenger RNA of Choloepus didactylus (southern two-toed sloth), 3573 nucleotides long. RefSeq names its product ELOVL fatty acid elongase 7 (gene ELOVL7). Gene Ontology annotation, cellular component: endoplasmic reticulum membrane; endoplasmic reticulum. NCBI's taxonomy places the organism in Eukaryota, Metazoa, Chordata, Mammalia, Pilosa, Megalonychidae. Gene Ontology annotation, biological process: sphingolipid biosynthetic process; fatty acid elongation, polyunsaturated fatty acid; fatty acid elongation, saturated fatty acid. The coding region runs from base 137 to 982 and encodes 281 amino acids. The record is from RefSeq and is a predicted model, not a curated record. Gene Ontology annotation, molecular function: fatty acid elongase activity. The transcript is spliced from 8 exons.